GGAGAAGACUCACGAGACAAAGCAAGGUUCCUAACUUUGUUUCUGUAGAUUUUCUCUCCACUACUUACAACUCAUCAUUAACACAAGAUUUUCACUUUUCUUGCUUCUAACAACACUCUCCUUGAAACAUCAACACCUCAACUAUGAAUCCUACCAAUGAAGAACCCACCAUUGACAUUAAUUCCUCCCGAAGGCGUGUGUCCUUCGCCGACGAUGCCGAAGAAGAGCCGAACAAUAACAAUAACAUUCCCCUGCUGCUGCAGCCAUCAUAUGAAAGAUCAAAAUCCAUGAUGCAUGACGAGCUUCGAAAUUUUCGGAUUAGCCUAAAGUGGUGUGCACUUGACCACUCUUCAUGCUUUGGAAAACUCAUCUCUUACGUGGUGUUCAUCUUCCUCGCCGUGGUUGUGCCUCUUCUAACGUCCAUUUUUGUGGGAGUCCCUGCGUCUUCCCCUGAAGAUGAUCCAAUCUCAUUCAACAAGCUUGUUCAGGUGCCAGAAUCCACACUCGCCAUCAUUGCCUUCUUCACCCUCUCUUGUUUCUUCCGAAGGUAUGGGCUAAGACAGCUUCUGUUCCUGGACAUGUUGAGAGACGACAGCAGCUACGUACGAAGAGGAUACAAAGUAGAACUGGACAAGUCCUUCAGAUACUUGGCGUACAUAAUGCUUCCGUCCUUCUUCCUUGAGUUGGCUCACAAGAUCAUCUUCUUCUCCGCCGUUAAGAUCUCUGCUCCACACCUCAAUCCAACGUUCCCCCUCAACUCCAUCGCCUUUGUGUUGGUUCUGGUGUCAUGGCUUUACAGAACACUGGUGUUCUUGGUGCUGUGUGUGCUCUUUAGACUCACCUGCGAGCUCCAGAGGCUGAGGUUUGAAGGGGUUCACAAGCUCUUUGAAGGAUGCGGCUCCGAUGCAAGUCUCAUAUUCGGGGAACAUGUGAGGAUCAGGAAGCAGUUGUGGCUCACAAGCCAUAGAUACAGGUUCUUCAUCAUUGGCUGCUUGGUCACCAUCACUGUUAGCCAGUUGGGUGCUCUCUUGCUCGUUCUUGCUUCUAAAUCUGACAAGACCUUCUUCAAUUCUGGAGAUCUUCUGAUAUGUUCAGGAGUGCAGUUGAGUGGGUUCAUGCUGUGCCUGGUGGGUGCUGCAAGAAUCACACACAGAGCUCAAGGGAUAGUGGCAAUAGCCACAAGAUGGCACUUGUUAGUAACCAUUGCCUCUGCUGAAUCCCAACACUGCAAGGCCCAAAUACCUGAUGGACUAGCCAGUGAUAAUAGUGAUUCUGAUUCCUCAGACAUACGCAUAUCAGUAAUCCCACAACAACUUUCUACAUUCCAAAUCAGGGAAGCCUUAGUGACAUACUUGCAGCACAACAAAGGGGGAAUAACGCUGUAUGGGUUUACACUUGACAGAGGAUUGCUCCAUACUCUUUUUGCCUUUGAGUUGUCUCUGGUACUUUGGAUUCUGAGUAAGGUGGUUGUGUUGUCUUAACAUUAUUAACUUAGUCAAGUCCAGAGAGAAAGUUUAUCAUGUGUACCCAGCAAGGAAUGUCUAUAAAUAUAUAUAUGUGUGCCC
Arachis stenosperma is the source of this 1565-nucleotide messenger RNA. RefSeq lists its product as uncharacterized. The record is from RefSeq and is a predicted model, not a curated record. Lineage: Eukaryota; Viridiplantae; Streptophyta; Magnoliopsida; Fabales; Fabaceae. The transcript is spliced from 4 exons. Bases 144 to 1481 code for a protein of 445 amino acids.